Messenger RNA from Cyprinus carpio (common carp), 479 nucleotides. Its product is annotated as diacylglycerol kinase delta-like. The transcript has 3 exons. Gene Ontology annotation, biological process: lipid phosphorylation; intracellular signal transduction; diacylglycerol metabolic process. Gene Ontology annotation, molecular function: ATP-dependent diacylglycerol kinase activity. NCBI's taxonomy places the organism in Eukaryota, Metazoa, Chordata, Actinopteri, Cypriniformes, Cyprinidae. The record is from RefSeq and is a predicted model, not a curated record. Bases 47 to 346 code for a protein of 99 amino acids.
UCGACACGUUUCGUAUUCUGGUGUGUGGAGGAGACGGCAGCGUCGGAUGGGUUUUAUCAGAGAUAGACGCGCUGACGUUCACAAACAGUGCCAGCUCGGCGUACUUCCUCUGGGAACAGGAAAUGACCUGGCCAGAGUUUUGGGGUGGGGCUCGGCGUGUGAUGAUGACACACAGUUACCGCAGAUUCUGGAGAAACUGGAGAGAGCCAGCACUAAGAUGCUGGACAGAUGGAGUAUUAUGGUAUACGAGACCAAGUUACCACGGCAACACUCCAGCUCCACGGUAACAGAGGACUGCAGCGAGGACUCAGAGGUAACACUGAUGAUAGUUCAUGCUGCUGUGUGAAUAAAUGGCCUUCAUUUGGACAUUUUCUUUAUUGUACGUCAAGUAUUUAUCCUUCACUGUGAAUCAGAUUCCUCUGAAAAACUUAUUAAACAUAAGUAAAAAAAUGAAAAAUUAAAAAAAAGUUUUUGUUAAA